Salvia splendens (bonfire salvia) is the source of this 1179-nucleotide messenger RNA. Its product is annotated as ankyrin repeat-containing protein At5g02620-like. Bases 1 to 894 code for a protein of 297 amino acids. The record is from RefSeq and is a predicted model, not a curated record. Gene Ontology annotation, cellular component: plasma membrane. The transcript has 2 exons. Gene Ontology annotation, molecular function: protein binding. Lineage: Eukaryota; Viridiplantae; Streptophyta; Magnoliopsida; Lamiales; Lamiaceae.
AUGGUUACAGGAGAAGCUAAAAAGAAAUUAUAUGAUUCUGCAACAAAGGGAGAUGUCGCAACUUUCCAAAUACUUGUGCAACAAGAUCCAUUUCUUGUUGAUCAAGUUUCGUUUGCUCGUGCAAGAAGUCUCCUUCAUAUUGCAGCUGCAAGUGGGUACGUUGAGAUUGUUAAAAGAGUGUUAUACGUAGCCCCUGAUGAGAUGUGCUGGUGGGUUGAUGAUCAAGGCAUGAACCCGGUUCAUAUUGCAGCCAUGAAAGGGCAUGUUCAGGUUUUGGAGGAGCUGCUUCAGCAUGGCUUGUCUCCUGCAAUGGAGAGACUGCAUCGUGGCCAGACUGUGUUGCACUUGUGCGUGAAACAUCGUCAGCUUCGGACUCUGCGGUUAUUGUUGGAGAAAAUGGGCGAUCUUGUGCGAGCAAAGGAUGAUGAUGGGGAGACACUUUUGCAUUUGGCUGUUAGGUACAAUCAAAUUGAGAUGGUACGGUAUUUGGUGGAAAGCAAUAAAGUAGAGAAGCUAACAGAAAAUUGCAUGGGCAAAACAGCGCUGGAUAUCUUGAGAGAGAGAGAGAGCUCCCAACACACAACUACAUUCUCAGAAACUGAAGGACUCUUACUCCGUUUGUCCGAUCAGCCAUUUCUCCACGUGUUCCGCGAGAUAACCGGCACGACAAUGGUAGUGGUGGCCCUCAUAGCCGCGAUGGCAUUUCAGGCGGCCGUUAACCCCCCAGGCGGCGUGUGGCAGGACGACACGUCAUCUCACAUAGCCGGAAAAGCAAUGCUGGCAUCUUCUCAUCCCAAACUAUACCAACUCUUCUCUCGUGCUAACACCACCGCUUUCGUUUCAUCUCUCCUCGUAAUCUUACUCGUCGCCUUCCGAACGCGUCUCUUUUCGUGAUGGUCAUAUGGUAUACAACGUUGGUGUCAAUGGCAUCUAUUGGAGUGAGUUACAGAGCUUCCUCAAUCAUGACCAACCCAAUAGAAACACAAACACCUGGUCAAAUUGUUGCUAUGGUAGUCUCUGUGUUCGUGGGCAUCAUCGUGCUCGUAGCCGUCUACAUUUAUAUAAUGUUGUUGUACUCUACGUGGAAGAGACUGAAGCAGCAGCAUGAAGAUGUUACAAUCGCUGAUCGAAUCUUUCGCUUGUUUUAUCAGUUUCAACGGAUUAUUGAAAGGAUUGUAG